Molecule: messenger RNA, 1850 nt
Organism: Onthophagus taurus
Lineage: Eukaryota; Metazoa; Arthropoda; Insecta; Coleoptera; Scarabaeidae
Source: RefSeq, a predicted model, not a curated record
CUCGAUAAAAAAAAAUAAGAAGAAGAAAUGUUUUUUUCUUACAUCCGUACGAUUAUUUCUUUAAAACCUCAACAAUCGUUUCCCGUUUUAACCAAACUAAUCAAACCAAGAUUCAUUCCAACACAGCACCAUUUAACGGUAGCCGCGGGAUGCGAAAGUCCGAUUUAUUGCAACGGGAAAUUAUUAACAACAAUUCAAAACUCGGGAAUGUUCGUCGAUUCGAAAACUUUCGUCGAUAUGAAAAUGAAAAAGACAGUUUUUGAAACUGUGGGAGCUUUCCACUCACUCAUGUAUCAAUACGAAGACGAACCAUCCAGAGAGGUGCUCGAAAGUUUCGUGCGAGACCACUUCGAAUACGAAAACGAACUCGAAGAUUGGUUUCCCCCCGAUUUUAACCCAGAACCGCGAUUUUUAACGCGAAUCCCAGAUCCCGAAGUGCGAAGUUUCGCGAAACGUUUGGUUUGGUUGUGGCCAAAAUUAGGAAGAAAAUUAAAAAACGAUAUUUAUCGAAACACCGAUAAAUACUCUAUGGUACCUUUAAGUAACGGAUUAAUCGUACCAGGUGGAAGAUUUCACGAGAUUUAUUAUUGGGAUACUUAUUGGAUUGUAAAUGGAUUAUUAAUAUCGGAGAUGUAUCAUACCGCGAGGGGAUUAAUCGACAAUUUAAUUUACAUGGUUAGAGUUUAUGGAUUCGUCCCAAACGGUGGUCGAAUUUAUUACGCGCAAAGAUCCCAACCACCACUUUUAAUCCCAAUGGCCGCGAAAUACGUCCAAUACACAAACGAUUUAGCUUGGUUAAAAAAAAACAUCAUCUUUUUAAAACGCGAAAUGAAAUUUUGGAAAAUGAAACGAUUCCUAACCGUCGAAAAAUUCGAUAAUCAAUACGAUUUGGCGUAUUACGCCGUGGAAGGAUAUGGACCAAGACCGGAAUCGUACCAUGAAGACGCCGACUUAGCAGUGCAUUUAGAAAGUGAAGGGGAACGAGAAGAAAUCUUUACGAAUCUUAAAUGUGCCGUACAAAGCGGUUGGGAUUUCUCAUCGAGGUGGAUUUACGAUGAUAAUGGGGAUUGUAAAGGGAGUUUGGCGCAAACUCAAGCGAAAUAUGUUGUUCCCGUUGAUUUAAACGCCUUCCUUCACUUGGCGUACCUUUCCAUGGCUUAUCUUUAUGGGAAAUUAGGAAAUUAUGAACGCAAAGUGUAUUGGUGGCAAGAAGCGAAAAUUUUGGCCCAUUCCAUCAAAGAGAUUUUAUGGGACGAGGAAGAUAACAUGUGGUACGAUUUUAAUGUUAAGUUGCGCGAGCACCGAAAAAUGUUUUAUGCGUCUAAUUUAACACCGUUAUGGACCGGGUGUUUCCCGAAAUCGGAGGCGAAAAGAUAUGGAAAAGCGAAUGCUGAUUAUUUGGUGCGAACUGGAAUUAUGGAUUAUAAAGGGGCGAUUCCGACUUCGUUGGAGUUUUCUGGCCAACAAUGGGAUUUUCCAAACGCUUGGCCACCGUUACAAGCAAUUAUUGUGCAAGGUUUAGAAUCUUCCGGACAUCCGGAUGCCGUUCGUUUAGCUCGAGAAUUGGCGGAACGUUGGGUUACAACCGUCGUUCAAGGAUUUAAAGAAACCGGGGAUAUGUACGAAAAAUAUAAUUGUAUGGAAGUCGGGAAAUAUGGUGGAGGAGGGGAAUAUAUCAUCCAAACCGGGUUUGGGUGGACCAAUGGGGUUUCUUUGGAAUUUAUUGUGAAAUAUUAUAGCAAUUAAUUUUUUGUAUCCAAUAAAUUAACGAUUAAUACAUGAUGAUACUUUAGAAAUUGUAGAUUCUAUUGUAAAUACAACUUAAAUCAGAUCAAAGAAUCCUUAUAAAU